Molecule: messenger RNA, 1765 nt
Organism: Jatropha curcas
Lineage: Eukaryota; Viridiplantae; Streptophyta; Magnoliopsida; Malpighiales; Euphorbiaceae
Product: protein S-acyltransferase 8
Biological process (GO): protein targeting to membrane; peptidyl-L-cysteine S-palmitoylation
Cellular component (GO): Golgi apparatus; endoplasmic reticulum
Molecular function (GO): protein-cysteine S-palmitoyltransferase activity
Source: RefSeq, a predicted model, not a curated record
CCAAAUCUUUACUUUCUUUUAUCAAUUCAAUCUUUAAUUCUUUAUCUCACAUUCCAAAAAAGGGUUAAAGAAAGUUCCAAAAGCCCCAGCAAAACCCACUGCACCAUCAUUUCCUUCCAGCUCAUUAUUUUGAAUCCCAGAACCGCCUCUCUCUCUCGAAAGAAAUGAACUUCUAUACCUCCAAGUUUCAAAUAUUCUGCUCUCUUUCUACUUUGCUGCUUAUUGGUAAAAGUAUCUUCUAAUAUGGCUAAGCGUGUUUACCAAGUUUGGAAGGGACGCAAUAUAUUUCUCUUUAACGGAAGGCUUAUUUUCGGUCCAGAUGCUAAGUCACUGGUUGUUACCAUAUUGCUCAUAGUGGUCCCUGUUAUUAUCUUCUGUACAAAUGUUGCAAGGAACUUCUUCCAUGAAUUUCCACAAUACAAUGGAGGCUACAUAAUUCUGGCAGUAGCAAUUCUGUUCACAGUCUAUGUAUUGGUGCUUCUUCUUCUUACUUCAGCACGAGAUCCAGGAAUUGUUCCUCGCAAUGCACAUCCUCCAGAAGAAGAUCUUUAUGAUUCUUCAGUUUCAGUGGACAUUGGUGGGAGACAAACACCAACUCCACGGUUGCCAAGAACAAAAGAGGUCCUUGUCAAUGGUAAGGUUGUGAGGGUCAAGUAUUGUGAGACAUGCAUGUUAUAUCGCCCACCCCGUUGCUCACAUUGCUCCGUAUGCGAUAACUGUGUAGAGCGGUUUGAUCAUCAUUGCCCUUGGGUGGGCCAAUGCAUUGGACUUCGCAACUACCGUUACUUCUUUCUCUUCGUUUCUUCAUCAGCUCUUCUAUGCAUUUUUGUCUUUGCAAUGUCUGCUGUGAACAUAAAACUGCUUAUGGAUAAUUAUGGAACUCUUUGGAAAGCAAUGAAAGAGUCUCCGGCAUCUGUGAUACUAAUGGGAUAUUGCUUCUUUUUCCUGUGGUUUGUUGGCGGUCUCACGUUCUUCCAUCUUUAUCUUAUAGCAAGAAACCAGACCACGUAUGAAAACUUCCGCUAUGGAGCACGCAAUGGGCCUAAUGUUUAUGACCGGGGAUGCCUGAAUAAUUUUCUUGAGGUGUUCUGUACCAAGAUGAAGCCUUCAAGAAACAAUUUUUGUGCAUAUGUACAAGAAAUGAUUCCGCUGCCAUCCCUACGUGUACCCCGAGAAAUAAACAUGGAUUACUCCGAAGGGUAUCGUCGAGCAAAAGUUGAAGAUAAUCUAGAAAUUGAUAAUGACCUUUCAAAGAUAUCCGAGCGCCGGAAUGUUGAAGGGUCUGGCCACAUUGGAAGUUGAGAGACAAAAAAACUCAAAUUUUUUGUCCGUUUAGAAACUCAAAUGAAGCCAUCAAUGCAAAAACAUUCUGACUUGAGGUCAUAGAGGAAAAGUGAGAUUCAGAAAUUCUGCAAAAGCCAGUAUGAAUUCCAAUGAUAAGAUACCUGUGAGUUCUUUCCCAAAUACUACGGAGUUUCUUGUAGCUAAAUUUAUGCAACUUGAAGAAGGAAGAACUCCAACACAUGUUGUUUAUAUUAGAUUUUUUUUCUUUCUUAAAUCUAAUUUCGAUACACUUUAUGAUGCUGGUGUUAAUUUCUUUGCCAAUGCAUGUAUACUAUGAGGGGGUUAUUUUAAAGUUUCCCCCUUAGAUAUAGGUGAGGGAUUAGCCCUAAGGGGACUUUGAUGUUUAACAUUAAGGUGGGAUUGAAUCCAUAUUUUGUGUUAUUGAAACCUGAUUCUUUUAAGAGUGCGAUUUAUUUAUUUA